Prunus armeniaca (apricot) is the source of this 567-nucleotide messenger RNA. The record is from the annotation of a GenBank genome assembly. Lineage: Eukaryota; Viridiplantae; Streptophyta; Magnoliopsida; Rosales; Rosaceae.
AUGCAGAACUGCCAUAAAAUUGGCUGUGGAACAGCUAUGUUUUUCCGAACCUACCAAGCAAUGCUCAAUCAUCUCAGACCUUUGUUCAUAACAGCAAACUUCGGGGGUGUUCCUAUUCCCGAAGUAAUGGUAGAUGAAGGUGCAGUCAUUAAUCUUCUACCUCACAGAUUGCUGAUCAAGAUGGGCAGAACAGAGAAGGAUCUAAUUCCAACAGGCUUAAUAGUCACCAACUUCGCUGGGGGCAUCACGAAGACUCAUGAUAUUAGAUGUGGACGUCAUAACACCACAUCUACCACUUACAAUGCACUGCUUGGUAGAGACUGGAUCCACCAGAGUCUAUGUGUUCCUUCCACUCUACACAAGCAGUUGGCCCUCUGGCAUGAAGGGGGUUUGAUGGAAAUUGUGGAGGCCGACCCACGACCAUUUCUGCCAUCUGCAUUAUGUUUUGAGGCCAGAAUGGCCGUCCCCAUGGUCACAGCCCAAAAACUCAUUGAAGAAGGUCUGGCUGGUUCUCUAGAGGACUGGAAUAGACCCUGCGUUCUCAACCUCCACAAUUUUGAUGUUUAG